This is a messenger RNA of Helianthus annuus (common sunflower), 714 nucleotides long. RefSeq lists its product as uncharacterized. Bases 1 to 714 code for a protein of 237 amino acids. Lineage: Eukaryota; Viridiplantae; Streptophyta; Magnoliopsida; Asterales; Asteraceae. The record is from RefSeq and is a predicted model, not a curated record. The transcript has a single exon.
AUGGACUUAAAGGAAGAGCCAUUAGGGCAAUGUUCAUACAUGUGGGACAUGAAUGAGGAGCCGGUGGACAACAUCCCAUAUUCAAGCUUUCAAUCAUUUUAUAUGCAUCCAUUAAUGGAAGAAAUUCCUAAAAUCUUUCAUCCUUAUGUCAUACAUAUAGAAGAUGUUGUGGGUGAUGGAAAUUGUGGAUUUAGAGCAAUAGCUGCUUGUCUUGGGUAUGGUGAAGACCAGUGGCUCUACGUUAAAGAACAAUUGUUACACGAGUUAUUAGAUGCAUACAUUGGCAAUGAAACGGUUUUAACUAGUGGAAUCAAUGAAGUAAAUCUUUCAUUGUUAUUCUCACAAUCACCUGCACCACGACAACAUUGGAUGGUUAUGCCUGAGACUGGUAUCUUGAUUGCCAACAAAUUUGGUGUGGUCCUCAAUUGCUUAAGCAAUGAAGGUUGUAUAACUUGCUUUUCUAUUUGGAAAGGCCCGGAACAUUUUCAGCACCAUAAGACGAUAACAAUUGCACACGUGUAUGGUAACCAUUAUGUAAUGGUACAGUUAGAAAGAGAGUACCCUAUGCCUCGCAUUUCAGCGUAUUGGAUUCGUUACAGAGCCCCAUCUGCAGUUGGAUGGCAACACAUGUAUACGCAACGUCUACAACUUUAUGAACAACUCAAUCCUUGUGAUCGCGAUAACGCUUUUAUACAUAUUGAGGAAAGUUGUUAG